CUUUCACUUAUUCUGUAUUUCUGCACAGGAAUCAGGGCUUGUGGAGAUGAAGACUUAACAUGGCUGCGGCACAGGCACAUCAGAAGAAAUUGAUUUUAUUUAAAUACUUUUAUUAUUAAAAUAUUUUUCCCUAUCAUAAUUGCAGUGGUCAUACUAGAAUUAGUGUUCAAUGUGUAGUUUGAUGAUUAGAUAGUUAGUUAGUAAAUUCAUAUUUUUUUAUGGAAUGUGACUGAACUUUCUUGAUUUUAGAGGUAUAAUUAGUUGGAAUUUUUGUCUGAGAUAUAGAAAGAAAUGAUCUUUAUGUGUUGCUAAAGAGGUAAAGCUUGAACUAGUGUUCGUUAGUCAGUUCUCACUUCUGAUAUUGAAGAGGUGUAGUGGUAAUCGAUUUGAUGGGAGGUGAGUAGAUUGGGAAUUGGUGUUUCUUAAGAGAACUCUUGCAUUUAUGUUCUGUUGAUUUUAUCAUACAUUUACAUUUGAGUAAACGCACACACACAAAGGGGAUAAUGUUGAGGGGAAACUGUGGUGAGCUUAUUCUCUGAUGCUCUUUCAUUGAUCUUCUCAUGGAUUGAAAAUGCAGCUGAAUCCCUCUGUGAAGAGUUAUGUGGAAGAGAAGUUAGGUAAGGCAGUGCAAAAGCAUAGCCAUUUAGUGAGGGAAGUCGAUGUCAGGUUGUCCAUCCGUGGUGGAGAGGUAGGGAAAGGCCCAAAAGUGCGAAGGUGUGAGGUUACUUUGUUCACCAAGAAACAUGGACUGGUUCGAGCAGAAGAAGAUGUUGAGUCGCUCUAUGGGAGCAUAGAUUUGGUUUCUUCCAUUAUCUAGAGAAAGUUGAGGAAGAUCAAGGAGGAAGACUCGGACCAUGGUCGCCAUAUGAAGGGCUUUGACACGCUCAAGGUUAGGUAUCCCGGUGCACUCUUGGUUGAUGAGGAUAUUGAGGUGGUACCCGAUGAAGCAGAUGAGGCUGAUGCAGUGGGAAUUCAGGGUGAAGGAGUUGAAGAGGAAGAAAUUGUCAUUAAUGAGAUUGUUCGCACAAAGUACUUUGAUAUGCCCCCUCUGACUGUUAGUGAGGCAGUCGAGCAGCUGGAAAACCUCGAUCAUGACUUCUAUGUCAUUCGCAAACGAAGAAACUGGUAA
Salvia splendens (bonfire salvia) is the source of this 1129-nucleotide messenger RNA. RefSeq names its product ribosome-binding factor PSRP1, chloroplastic-like. Gene Ontology annotation, molecular function: ribosomal small subunit binding. Gene Ontology annotation, cellular component: cytosolic small ribosomal subunit. The record is from RefSeq and is a predicted model, not a curated record. The coding region runs from base 866 to 1129 and encodes 87 amino acids. The transcript is spliced from 3 exons. NCBI's taxonomy places the organism in Eukaryota, Viridiplantae, Streptophyta, Magnoliopsida, Lamiales, Lamiaceae. Gene Ontology annotation, biological process: negative regulation of translational elongation.